This is a messenger RNA of Cavia porcellus (domestic guinea pig), 818 nucleotides long. It is a transcript of the gene Rarres2, whose product is annotated as retinoic acid receptor responder 2. Lineage: Eukaryota; Metazoa; Chordata; Mammalia; Rodentia; Caviidae. The transcript has 6 exons. The record is from RefSeq and is a predicted model, not a curated record. Gene Ontology annotation, biological process: regulation of lipid catabolic process; inflammatory response; positive regulation of chemotaxis. Gene Ontology annotation, cellular component: extracellular matrix. Gene Ontology annotation, molecular function: signaling receptor binding. The coding region runs from base 230 to 712 and encodes 160 amino acids.
GUCAUCUUUGUGUCACCAGCCCAACCCUCCCCCAACGAAGCUACGGGCUCCGGCCUUUCAGCAUGUCAGAAUGACCUUAAUGGAGACUGGCUUCAUGACUAAACGUGGCCCUCCGUAAGGAACCACACUGCUGCACUUGGGAGUCACCUUCCUUGGUAAGGAGGCAGCGGCUCCCAGCUGUUGGGAAGAACCAAGGACCACACGUCUUCAUCGUCUGCAGGGCCAAAGCAUGUGGCAGCUGCUGACCCUGCUGGCCCUGUGGCUGGGCAUGGAGGGUGUGGGUGGAGUUGAGCUCACCACAGUGCAGCGCAGGGGUCUGCAGGUGGCCCUGGAGGAGUUCCACAAACACCCGCCUGUGCAGUGGGCCUUCCAGGAGACCAGUGUGGACAGUGCCGAGGACACACCCUUCCCAGCGGGCACCUUUGUAAGGCUGGAAUUCAGGCUCCAACAGACAGGCUGCCGGAAGAAGGACUGGAAGAAACCAGAGUGCAAAGUCAAGCCCAAUGGGAGGAAGCGAAAAUGCCUGGCUUGCAUCAAACUGGACUCUGAACAUAAAGUUCUGAGCCGGAUGGUCCACUGCCCCAUAGAGACACAAGGCCAGCAGGAGCCCCUGGAGUCCCAAUGCAUCAAGGUGCAACGGGCUGGCGAGGACUCCCAUAGCUUCUACUUCCCUGGACAGUUUGCAUUCUCCAAGGCGCUGCCCCCAAGCUGAGCCCUGGACUGAAUCUGGGCUGGCUUCCUGGACAGCAACAGUGGCCCAUCCUCCCAGGCAGAAGACCCACUGCACCCAGAGCCAAUAAAACUGUUCUAUAAGCCUA